AUGACGAUUGCUGAUGAUGCACAGUUGUAUCAAACGUUAGCAGAUCGUUCAAAAAACGCUGAUGAGCGCCUUCUGCUUCGAGAAUAUAUUCCAAAGGCACUGGAUAAGCUCAUGGAAAUAUCGUUAAAUGAAUGCAUUCAUAAGCAGUGUCUGAGAUUUUUAGCAAAUUCUUGUAGCGAAGAAGAUGACAAUCGUGCUACCUUCUUUGAUAAUAAAGGUCUCGAUAUGAUGAAGAUAUAUUGUGCUAAAGCAGAUGAUAAUUCUGCUCUUGCUUUUGCUGUAAUCCAUAACUGUAUUUUAGACUCAAAAAAAUAUCAAGCAAGGGUUGCUGAAACUGAAAUCUUGCAUCUUGCAAUUACAUAUUGGAUUGAUUGGCAGCACAAGUUACGUGCUCCGUUCAUUAAUAUGCUUUCUGUCAUUUGUGAGCUAUUGUAUCCGUUUUCUAAAGAUGCGACUUUGGUCUUCGCUGGAUUGCAUGUUCUGCCUUCUAUGACCCGAUUAGAAAUUGAUUCGUAUUCUAUUUUUACGAAAGCAUUUGACAAUCCAAAUAUCUGUAUAUCCUUUGCAAACGAUCCUGAUCUCUUAAUCGAAUCCAUUGAACUGGUAUUGAUGCAACGUGAUUUUUCUCAAAGAAUUCCCAUUUUAAACCUUUUCCCGCGUAUCGCUGAACACAAUGAAGUCUUCUCUACCAGCCUUCAUCAGAAUAGCACGUUUCUUGAUUAUCUCAAAAAGUUUUUACUUUCAGACGAUUCCGCUCGCACAACGAUGGCAGCGCUUUUCAUUGGAAAUCUCACCAGAAACGACCAUAUCUCAAAGGCUCUUUUCCGUGAGAACUUUCCGGAAAUCCUUGUUGCUUGCGUCCUCAAAGAAAAGAGGAUUGAUGAUAAUGUUGGUAAGAUCUAUGCUUGUUCAGCUGCUUUGAGACAUUUUAUGAUACCUCUGUCCUCUCGGAACCAUUUCGCUGCCAGAUCUUUGCUUCUUCAGGAUAAGAUGUUGCGUAGCAGUUUUUCACAGUUGCAUUACCUUUCUGUAAGUAUGAUUCGUCUUUCGAUGCCUUACAUUCUUUAUAAAUUAAUAAAGGAGCCUGAACGCUUUGAUAAAUUACGCGAAUGCUCCAAAAGUCCAGAUGCAAACCUUGCCCUUGAAAGUAACAGAGCUAUCUUGGCUUUUAUGAAGCAUGCUUUAAUCAUGCCCAAUUUAUCCCAAAACAUUCGUCAAUUUUUGGAAAAGAACAUUGCUAUUUUCCAUGACAGCGUUCUGGCAACCAUAACUAUGGUUAAUAAUUAUCCCAUUGUUACCGGAGAAGCUGUUUUUGUUGCAAUUUUAAUGAUCAAGCACGGAUUUGCUGGCUUGUCCGAAACAAUCCGUUUGUCUUCGGCUUAUGAGAUUUUAAAGUCAUACUCUAACGACCCUAAGUUUGCUAAUGAAUUAAAGCAAAAUAUUCUGGCUUUACUCGUCUUGGUGGAUAAGGAUGGUAAAGCGCUCGAGUAA
This is a messenger RNA of Schizosaccharomyces osmophilus, 1491 nucleotides long. RefSeq names its product RAP1-like protein, GTPase exchange factor, Zfs1 target number 1 (gene arz1). NCBI's taxonomy places the organism in Eukaryota, Fungi, Ascomycota, Schizosaccharomycetes, Schizosaccharomycetales, Schizosaccharomycetaceae. Gene Ontology annotation, molecular function: guanyl-nucleotide exchange factor activity. The transcript has a single exon. The record is from RefSeq and is a predicted model, not a curated record. Gene Ontology annotation, biological process: positive regulation of GTPase activity. Gene Ontology annotation, cellular component: cytosol. Bases 1 to 1491 code for a protein of 496 amino acids.